AUGGGACAGCCAGCUCUUGAGGAGGCGGUCAACACGCUGGCCUCAUUCCUGGCCUUUGAGCAAGUCCGCGAUCUCCGACAGCUCCUGGAUCGCCAGCCCUCGGCGGCCGCUGAAAGGACUGAUAAACUUCAAAACGCGCCUCCCCAGACGGACGUGGUCGUGCUUUGUGCAUCUGCUGUGCUCUCCACUGCCGAAACCGUGUUCUCGGCGUUCGCGAGAUAUGCCCAUUCCAGAGCCCAAGACAAUAGGAAGACUGAUGAUGGCCGCUGUGUUCUGGUUCUGUGCGGCGGGAUUGGACAUUCUACGCAACUGAUGCACGAUGCCGUCGCCUCCCAUCCCACAUAUCGGUCCUUGGCAGAGCAGGUGGCUGGCCAGCCGGAGGCUCGCGUCCUGCAGGCCAUCGCGGAGCAGUACUUUGGCUUAAAAGUCGACGCAGAAAACACCGAGCUAGGUGCCACAGCUAUCCUCGUCGAGGACAAGUCCACCAACUGCGGCGCAAACGCGUCGAGGACGCGGGAGGUGCUGCAGUCUCGCGGCAUCGCGGAACCGAGGACGAUCAUCGUUGCGCAAGACCCGACCAUGUGCAGGCGCACUGUGGCUUCUUUUGAACACGUGUACUCGGACAAGGUAGACGCCCGCCCGGAGCUGUACAGCUGGCCGACUUUGGUGCCCUCCGUACUUUUACGCCCCGAAGCAGCAAACCUGCUCGCACAUCCGGGCCAUAGGACCCUUGCCGAGCUGCUCAGGUACGAUGUCGCCAAGAUGAGGGUUAGCGAAUCGGAGCUGUGGGGCAUGCCGCGGUUCUUGGACCUGAUCAUGGGAGAGAUCCCUCGGUUAAGGGACGAUAGUGGUGGGUACGGACCGAAAGGAAAGGGUUUCAUCGCGCAUGUGGACAUACCCAGGGAGGUCGAGGCCGCGUGGAAAACCCUCGAUGGCGCUCUUGGUGGACACGUAGCCAGAAGAUGA
Molecule: messenger RNA, 966 nt
Organism: Thyridium curvatum
Lineage: Eukaryota; Fungi; Ascomycota; Sordariomycetes; Thyridiales; Thyridiaceae
Exons: 2
Coding region: 1-966 (321 amino acids)
Cellular component (GO): plasma membrane
Source: RefSeq, a predicted model, not a curated record